Molecule: messenger RNA, 959 nt
Organism: Paramacrobiotus metropolitanus
Lineage: Eukaryota; Metazoa; Tardigrada; Eutardigrada; Parachela; Macrobiotidae
Exons: 3
Coding region: 105-659 (184 amino acids)
Source: RefSeq, a predicted model, not a curated record
CUGCAGUUUGGAAUCUACGCUUUGCCUUUUAGACAUUUUGCAGCAUCUAGAAAUUUAGUUGUGGUUUUAGUCGUAGUUCGUAGUCGCUUCUCAGCUUCUUAGAAAUGAAAUUCCUCGUUGUUCUCGCUGUUUUGGGCGCUGCCUUCGCCGAUGAGGUCGAUCCGCAACAACAGGCCCGCGCAAUGAUGGCCAACCGCAUCCUCACGGCGGAUCCCUCCACUUUCAUCGACUGCCGCAACGAUCCCACCAACGGAUGCGCUGCCAAGCCCGGCUGGAAGUGCCAGAGCCUGAUGAAGCUGUGCUCACCCGGCAAUGCUCCCGCCCUGGAAGCCACCGAGGGAAGCUGCAAUGCCAACAGCGCCGAUGUCCACAAGGAAUGCAAGCCGCUGUACCGUUGCAACAAAGACAGCAAGUGCGCUUUCGUCGGUCCGCGUGCCUGUGAAGCGGAAGCUGACUGCAAUGCCAAUGUUGACGGUAUCAGCUUCGACUGCAAGGAACUGCCCAAAAACGCACCCGGCAAACGUUGUUGGAUGAAAUGCAGCAGCGACAACGACUGUCACGGUUGUAAGGCUGACGGCUCCAACUGCCGUAUUCCUGAAAACUUCCGCAAACAGAUUGGCUGCUGCUCCGGCGUCUGCCAACGCAAGUCGCAGUGCUAAACCAAUGGUCAUCCGAUGCAGCUUUAUAUAGUGUCCAUUCCAGGCUACCUUUGUUACGCAAUAUGAUAACCUUUGAAUAAACCGAAAUUUGCUCAAAUGAAAUACUGUUUUUGUCUUGUAAAGUGUCUAACUGGGUUUACGCGUCGUCCUUCGCAUUGUAACAAGCCAAUAUCAGACUUCUUCGGAUCAAGUGACAAUUAGUUGACAUGGUGGUGUUUAAUAAGUAAUGGGUUACUGUAAUUCUUAGAUGGGUGUUGUGCAGACAUUUUUGGCACUCGAAAUAAAAGUCACUUGGAAUUA